UAACCAGUCACCACCAAAACUCACAAGCCUGCCUGCCUACCUACCUGAUUGUAUACAUACUGGCAUACAUCAUCCUUACGCCCUUCUUCCAAACUCGAUGAUGGUCACCUGGAUGAGAUAGACAGGAGAGAUCGAGAGAUCAGGAGGGACUGAAACUGAUCUAUUAUGGUUUAAUUUAAUCCUCCGGCCAGGUGUAUGCAUGCAUGGAACCAGCAGCCGUCGAUUCCCCAGUUCCCGGCGGAGGCCGCGACAACGAAGACGACGCUCCUGAUCCACCUCAACCUCCUCCUCCUCCUCAGCAGCAGCAGCAGCAAAAGCCUAGUCGAUACGAGUCGCAGAAGCGGCGCGACUGGAACACCUUCCUCCAGUUCCUUUCGAAUCACUACAAGCCAGCUCUACCCCUGGCGCUGUGCGGCGGCCCUCACGUGGUGGAGUUCCUCAAGUACCUGGACCAGUUCGGGAAGACGAAGGUGCACGUGGCGGGGUGCUCCCACUUCGGACUCCCCCGGCCGCCGGGCCCCUGCGGCUGCCCCACCCGCCAGGCCUGGGGCUCCCUCGACGCCCUCAUCGGCCGCCUCCGCGCCGCAUACGACGAGAACGCAUCGCCAACAGCCGGAGGCCCCAAUCCCUUCGGUGCCCGGGCGGUCAAGGCGCACCUCCGGGAGGUGAGGGAGAGCCAGGCCAAGGCCCGCGGCGUCGCCUACGACAAGAAGAAGAGGAAGAGGCGCCACCAACUGCUGCUGCCACCCUCCGGCGAGGGGAGUUCCUCAGCUGCUAUUAGUGCUGCAACGGCUGUAACUGUGGCAGUUGCUGGCUCUAGUACUACUGCUGCUGCAACUGAUCAAGGUGGAAGUUUAGGGAUUAGGGAUCCAGGCCAUGCAGAUGAGACAGGGAAUUUAACGUCCGAUUCAUGAGGACGUGAUUGAUUAUACUUCGAUUCCCUUCGAUUGCUUGUUACUAAUCCUCUUUGGUUCUUCAUGAUCAGCUGGUAAAUUAAUUGUAAAUAAUAUUAUUACAAAUUGCAAUUAAGCAUCCAUGCCUGUUCAUGACAA
Zingiber officinale is the source of this 1052-nucleotide messenger RNA. Its product is annotated as protein LIGHT-DEPENDENT SHORT HYPOCOTYLS 5-like. Gene Ontology annotation, cellular component: nucleus. The transcript has a single exon. Bases 204 to 914 code for a protein of 236 amino acids. Gene Ontology annotation, biological process: response to light stimulus; mRNA transcription. NCBI's taxonomy places the organism in Eukaryota, Viridiplantae, Streptophyta, Magnoliopsida, Zingiberales, Zingiberaceae. The record is from RefSeq and is a predicted model, not a curated record.